CAUACCGCGACCUCAAAAAUCCCAAGGCCCUGACCACCUUUGCCCAAAGCCGUUGGAUUAAGCUUUUUGACGAGCCCAAGUAUUCGUUAUAUAGUGAUAUCUUAUCCACGUAUGCCAAUAAGCUUUUUUGUUUACCGUUUGCGCAAACACUCGUAUUUCCGACGUGACACAUUCAUAGUUCGUUCACUUUGUUGGUUCCGCUGAGUCACCGAUUUCCAUUGUCAGAUUGCCUUGAAGAACUCCAACAUCGACUCAACCCCAUCUUGCACAAUCUAUUCUUUCACGGAACAGAAUUUCUGCUUCCGCCACCAAACAAAACAUCCCCAAACAAUGGCACCUUCAAGAUCCCAAAGGGGAUCCGUGUCGACCAUCAAAACAAGUGCCGAUGAAGAAACACCGCUCCUGACCCCCAUCGCCCCCGUACCCACAUUCUCGGAGCCCAUUGAAGCAGCACCAGACCUGAACACCAGCAUACACGACGAUGAAGACGAAAACGCGCCAUUGCCCACAGUGCAAAUCUUCCUCCUCUGCUACACGCGUGUGGUCGAGCCCAUUGCGUUCUUUAGCAUCUUCCCUUAUAUCAACACCAUGAUCGAGAGGGUUGGCGGCGUCGCGACGGUGGAUGUUGGGUUCUACUCGGGGCUCAUUGAGAGUCUUUUCUCUGUCACGCAGAUGUGCGUCAUGAUUGCUUGGGGGAAGGCUGCGGAUCGAUGGGGGAGAAAGCCAUGUCUCGUUCUCUCUUUGGUCGGUAUCUCGAUUUCUAUGGCGCUUUUUGGAAUGAGCCAGACGAUUUGGCAGAUGAUUCUCUUCCGGUGCAUCGCGGGAGUGUUUUCGGGGACUUUGGUGACGGUGCGAGCAAUGAUUACGGAGAAUAGUACUAAGAAGACACAAGCCAAAGCAUUCAGUUACUUUGCGUUUUCUGGCAACGUGGGUAUCUUUCUAGGGCCUAUGCUCGGUGCGGCUCUUGAAAGACCUGCUCUGAAAUAUCCCAUUUUUAGCAAUAUCAAGUUCUUCCAAGAAUAUCCUUAUGCUCUGCCUGGCUUUGUCACUUCUAUUAUUGGAGCCACCGCCGCUAUCCUAUCUGCUCUGUUCGUCCGAGAGACCCUCCACCUCCACCACCGAAAAGGCCACACCCCGGAACCCACAAUGUCAACGAUGGAACUCCUCAGACACCCAGGCAUAGGCCGCGUCCUCUUCAUCUACAACUACAUCCUCGCGCUCGCCUUCGCCUUCACAGCCGCCAACCCCGUCUUCCUAUACACCCCCAUCGACCUAGGCGGAAUCGGCUUCUCGCCCUCCUUCAUCGGCGGCGCCAUCGCCGUCAACGGCGUAUCCCAAGCCCUCUGGCUACUCUUCGCCUUCCCCCCGCUCCACCGCCGCACCGGCACCAUCGGCACCCUCCGCCUCUGCGCCCUCAUGUGGCCCAUCUUCUUCCUCAUCAACCCGCUCGCCAACCUCCUCCUCCGCACGCACCACCCCCUCCUCUUCUGGACGCUCUCGCCCCCCGUCGUCGUGAUCGGCUCGGGCGUCGCGAUGGCGUUUACCGCCAUGCAGCUCGCGAUCAACGACAUCGCGCCGAGCCACCACACGCUGGGCACGCUGAACGCCGUCGCGCUGGCGAUGUCGAGUGGGCUGCGGGCGGUGGUGCCGGCGCUGGGGGCGAGUUUGUACGCCGCGGGGGUUAAGGGGAGGGUGUUGGAGGGGCAGCUGUUUUGGGUGGUUAUUACGGCGUUGGCGGUGGGGCUGUGGCCGGUUUUGAAGUGGUUGCCUGAGAAGGCGUGGGGACGGAUAGGUCAUAGGGUGCAGGGUGUAGGAUGUGCAGCAAGAUACUGA
Messenger RNA from Aaosphaeria arxii CBS 175.79, 1833 nucleotides. Its product is annotated as MFS general substrate transporter. NCBI's taxonomy places the organism in Eukaryota, Fungi, Ascomycota, Dothideomycetes, Pleosporales. Gene Ontology annotation, biological process: transmembrane transport. Gene Ontology annotation, molecular function: transmembrane transporter activity. The coding region runs from base 331 to 1833 and encodes 500 amino acids. The transcript is spliced from 6 exons. The record is from RefSeq and is a predicted model, not a curated record.